Messenger RNA from Porites lobata, 11773 nucleotides. The record is from the annotation of a GenBank genome assembly. NCBI's taxonomy places the organism in Eukaryota, Metazoa, Cnidaria, Anthozoa, Scleractinia, Poritidae.
AUGUCUCAGCAUGGGCGGAUCAAAGUGCGUACCACAGCUGAACAGGCUGAAGCAAAGAGAAAAGAAAGGGAGAAGAAGCUAAAGAUUUAUCAGCAAACUACCAAUCAGAUCUAUGAAAAGGUAUAUUUUACAACAUCUGAAGUAAUAAAUUAAUGCAGAGAUGCUCAUCACAACUUAUGCAGUUGCGAAAAGAAAGUCUAAAGAAAAUUCAGGCUUGCCAGGUAUAUUAUCAACCAAUUUUAUGAGCAGCUCCCAGUUGGCUUGGUAACACAAUUGACUAGAGCGCAGCAGCGGUAUCACAGAGGUCAGGGUUCAAAUCCCAGCAAACCUGAAUUUUUUUCAGCCUUUCUUUUCACUACUGCAUAGGUUGCAUAUUUAACUGUGAUGAUCUUCUCUGCAUUUAUUUUUUUCAUUUCAUAGUACAAAUAUAUGAAAAUUAAUUCAUAUACUCAUCAUUUCAUCCAAAAUACCCUUGAUGAACGUGAGGCAGGUAUUCUAAAUGGGAUUUGGAUGCUUAUUGUCUUAGUGAGUGGUGUAAAUUGCAGAUUUAGUCUCACUCAGGGUCUUCAGGACAGAAGGCCAGAGAUAAAGGUUGUGCUCAAACAUAUAUCUAGAAAAAAACUAAUAUCUUUGUACUGUGGUGAAUACAGCAUUCAAUGUCAAAAUCUUUAGCACUAUUAAAUCUCCAUAAACGUCGGGUAUCAUCAUGCAAAAUAAGUCUAAAAAUACAAGGGUCAAGCAAAUCAUUUAGAAAUGGAUGCACCAGCAAUUCUGAGCAGACAGAUGUUGCAUCAUAAUUUUUAUGGGGGCUUGAGGGUUUGACAUUUUCAGAAGUUAUGUUAUUGGUUCCUGUGAUGAUGACGAUGAUGAUGAUGAUGAUGAUGAUGAUGAUGAUGAUUUUCUCUUUAUUCCAGAGGAAAAAUGGAGAGAUGGACCAGGAGUCGCUCUCUUUAACAGAACAAGUUCUUGCAGCAAACCCAGAUUUUUCUACACUCUGGAACUUUAGAAGGGAGAUUUUUCUCUGCAUGAAAGACGAAAAGUAUGUAUUAUAAUGAAUUAUUAGUAUAUUGCUAAUAGUUUUCAUUGGUUUAUUUCAAUGUCAUCUUUAAUAAGUGCAUUUAAUUAAAGCUAAAUUGUUAAGAAAUGAUUUAGUUGUUGGGAUUUGAAAAGGUCUCUUUGAUGUGUCAUGGGUAAAGACCAUCCGCCAGAAAUGUACUGACUGCCAAAAAAAAUAGAAUGAAUAGAUACAUAGUAACUUUCACUGGAUGAGCCUUACAUGUACACUAUGAUAAACUCAUGCCCCGUGUGUUGUGCACUCUCCACUUAUCUUGUCUCUUAAGCCAUGUAGCAGUUCUCUGCUACCCUAGGAAUGGUUUUAAGUGCUAUCAUGCUUUCUUUUUUAAGUCCUCCAGAUUUAUUGCUGAAGCUUUGCCAGAAAGAGCUGUCAUUCCUCAAGAAUUGUCUGCAAGUGAACCCUAAGUCUUACAGUGUGUGGCAUCAUAGACAGUGGAUCAUGGAAUACAUGCCACAGCCGGACUGGAAUGAAGAACUGCGGCUUUGCAAUUUGUUCCUGUCUUAUGAUGAGAGAAAUUGUAUGUUCAUUUAUUAUUAUUUUCAAACAUUUUGAUGUAAAUGUUGGAGAUAAAGAUCCCGGGCAAGGAUGCAAUGUUUCUCAAAUUCAUACAAACAAAGAAAACCAAAUUUCUAACAUUAGUAAAAAAGAACCUGGAGCAUUAUUAAAUUUGGCUAUUCUUGCCUUCUCACCUAUUUUAAUUUUUGAACCUUAUCACCAAUAAAUUUUUCAGAAAAUAUCCAAAAUACAGGCCCACCUUCUACUGAGGGUUUAUUGGUUUGAACCCCCUGCCCCUCUGGAAUUCCAAUUUACCUUCAUACUUUCUUUUCGGACUUUUGGCCUUUUAGAAAAGAUAUUAAGGUUACCGGUAAUGAGAAUUUCUAUGCUUUACUACUGUAAAGGUUUAACUAUAAAAAUAAUUCAAGGCGGAUAUUGAAUAUGUGUAAACGAGUGGAUUUAUUACGUUUGACAGUGUACUUUUCUUCCAUCAGUUCACUGCUGGGAUUACAGACGAUAUACUGUGAAAAAAGCAAACAUAUCCCCAGAGGAUGAAUUCAACUUCAGCACAGAGAAGAUCAAAGAGAACUUUUCUAACUAUUCUUCCUGGCAUUAUCGCAGUAAACUGCUGCCACUGAUUCAUCCUGACCAAUCUGGAGAUAAAGAACGUGUGGAAGAGAAUGCACUAAUGAAAGGUCUCUAGCAGAAAAUGCUUGUUUCUGACUAUGUUAAAGUUAAUUUUCAACUUAUGAACUAGUAAUAUUAUUGUUCACAUAUUAGGUUUGUUGUUAAAAUGACUGGGAUCCAUGUGGGAUCAAUUUACGAUUCUAGGAAACUGCCCACCUACCCUUUCCCACUUAGGGCAAAAUGCUGGUUUAGGGGAGGGGUGGGUGGGCAGUUUCCCAGAAACCUUAUUUGAUCUGAAAUGUGCACUUACUUUGGUCAUACAUUUAUUUCUGUUUCAGAAUUUAAUCUUGCUCAGAAUGCAUUUUUUACAGACCCUUAUGAUCAAAGUGCUUGGUUCUACCAUAGAUGGCUUUUGGGAAGAGGUAGGAAUUAAAGCUGAAAACUAUUUUCGAACACUCAAAAAGAGAAACUUCAAUUUUGUAUUAUAAUUAAAGGAGUAGCCACAAUGUACAUUUAUCGUGGAAUUAAAAAAGACUUACGAUGAUCGUAAUACAAACCAAUGCAUUAAGUGACUUCCCUUUUGUGGUAUAGUUACCAUAGAAAUGGAUGCUUUCACGAACUAGACCACUUGGGGUAUCUUGGCUGUCUUUUCCAAGUACAGUGUUUUAAACCUGGGAAAAGGUCAGUGAUUUGGAUAGGGUGGUCGCUUUAUUGAGUUGUGCUCACGGAGGGGUGAUCAUACAUCAUGGGAAUACAAGUGUGAUAAGAAUUCAGUUUCAAGUUCUGCAUGGUCUGAUCCUACCUGACCUGUGCAAAUUGAAUACUGGAAUGCUGGUCAAACUUCUGAUAAAGUAAUAAGCUUUGUAGGUGGUCGAUAAGAUGGCAGUGCUUGUCUUGUAGCAAUGCUUAGGAUCAAAACCCACCAACCGUAAGUGAGGUUCAGAAUGCCCCCAUCACCUGUCGCCCGGCAAUCACAGUGUUACUAAUAAUUGAAAAAAACAAUGGGCUGGUGAAGACCGUGAUUGAAACCUCAUGAUCAAUAACAAAGUGACAGUCUUGAGACAAACUAUAAAAGAGGCCUGACCGUACGAGCAAUAGUUUUUUAAGAGGAUUUUUUCUUUCUCUGCACGUUUUGCUGCAUAAAUUUAGCCAUAAGCAUCUCUUAAACUCUUACCCUAGAUUCUAUGACUCUAGUGAAAUAAAUCUGCCAACAGGCUGUAUCGACCAUUCAGUGUAUAUCAUAUGCCUUCUCUUCUUUUAAGGUUCAAAUUAAGAGCAUUAAAAUAAUUUUUGAUGUUUUAUUUACUGUUAGCAAGACCGUUAAUGGAUAUUUCCUGCCUCUAUGUGAGUUGUCAUGAAACUAUGGCAACAAUCAUUGUACAAUUUUGUCAACCAAUCCAGGUGAGUGUUAUGGGCAAUAUUGCAACUUAUUUUUGUAAACAAUAAUUUCGAGAUGUUUGCAAUUAUUAUACCCUUACCUGCACUGACAAGCCAUAUGAAUACCAUCUGUUGAUGUAGGCUUCAUCGCCAGUCACUGUUCUUGAACUCACUCUCAUCUUGAAGAGCUUGGGUUAUCAUAUUCUUGGUUUGCAACCAUGUGCCGUGACAAGGCGGCCUUAUUGGGGGUCAAUACAAUAGAAUUUUUUCUCGAAGAAUUUACAUGAAAAUAGAGUUAAGUUCUCAGAGGAGAGAACAUGGCCAACAUUGCCGCCGUGACGUCACGUGUAAGCCAGCAAUUGUCGCUGAAGCAAGUCCAGUGAUCUAACAGUGACUGCAGAAUACCCCUCAACGUCCAAGCUGCAUAUAGAAGAGCUGGAAUUGUGGACGCGCUGUUAUUCCUUUUAUAUGCUUUUCUAUUUUCAGUGGCUUCACGAACGACAAGUAGACUUUAGUAUGUGCUUCAUGUUGUUACGAUGUUCAAAGUGGAUACGCGGUCGCGCAGCUACUGUGUAUCCACGUAUCCCCGCAUUUAGGAGAACGAAUUUGGACCGAGAUUCCUGCACAAUCUCGUAGUAGCCAAUGAAAGCAGCCAAGCGGCCAUGGCGGUGCAAUUCGACGCAACACCGACACAAUCUCUCAAGCAACCUUUAAGGCGUUGUGUUACGGCUGUCCAGUUCAUUUUCUCAUAAUUGCCCUGAACUACGCAUCCUUAAUUAUUCUCUGUGGAACUUGACUUAAGCAAAUAAAUUUCUUGUAACUGACAAAAUCACAACUUUGUGUCAGACAAUUUUGGUCUGCAAGCAUAAUAUGAAACGUUACAAACAACGAAAAAGAACUUUGAAAAACUGUUAGGCUAACAAGUUUUGAAAAACUGCAAUUGCAAUCCGUUUCAAUCUUCUUCACGUUUGUCCAUCCGUCCCUUCUUUGGUAGUUGCUAUGUUAUUUAUACCUUCUUUUAAAGUUUUGUGCGUUUUUUUUUUUCAUGUUUCACUCAAUUUGGUGGCACUUCCCACUCUCUGAAUAUUUUUCAUAAAUUUCGCCCCGUAGCUCCUUUAAAAAGGCUGAUAUAGUGCCUACGGACUAAGAAAGAUAAUUUUUUCUUAUUGCGUUUUUUUUUCUUUUCAAGGUACCUAAAGAAGUUCCAUUUGUCUCUGUCAAUGAACAAGAAGUUACAGGAGAAUGGAACAAUUCUUAUCACAACAGCCAUCCCUCGACAGUGUGGAUAUCCUUUUCGGUUGUCUGAUUUGUUAUGCAGGGUAUAAUUAUAUGUUCGGUCAUGCCUCUUUAGCAUCUGUGAAAGUCGUUGUUUUUCUUGGUCUCUCUCUCCCAGAUGUAUCAAUAUUAAUGACCCUUAUUCAGUUGCACACAAGAGAGCAAGAAAAAGGGCCUGUUUACGUGGAGGUGGGGGACCCCGGGUAGGUGAGGUUACUCGCUUAGAUGGGGCAAAAAAAAAAUAACCCGCGUUUAUAUGCAAUGUUACAACCCCGCCAUCUCAAAAAGGCGACGUGUUUUGGCGGUUAAUACUCUUCUAAUCUCACUUGAAAAUGAAACAGUCGGCUUACCUCACCUAAGGAUGGCGUCUAUAGCAAGCUAUGAACAGAUAGGGGAAAACACUUCGUCGUUUGUUCGCUUCCCAUAAAACAUCGCAUCAAGAAUUUCACUUCGUAGUUUUGUACCAUUAUGGGUUAGCAAUUGUUACAAUUUGUUCCUAUACUGUCUUGGAAUUUUCCUUGGUUUGAAAGUGUUUUCCUUGACCGUUCACACAUUUAUAGCUGCAAACAUUGCUUAUCAAAUGUCCCGGAUGAAACCAUUGUAAAAGUGACAUUUAUGAAUGGAAAACUGGAAAAGUCUGUGGUGUUACCGAAAGGUUUGUAUUUAAAUUAUUUGUAUUUGUCGGUACAUGUAAUGUUUAUGACCAAAUUGCUGGAUACAUUGCUUGCAUGAGUUGCUAUGUAAAAUCGCUUUUGCUGUCAAACUGUGUUUCCAAGUUUCUCGUCGUUUACAGAUACACUGGUUUCUUCUGUGAGAUAAAAUGUCGAGUUUUUAGCCGAGGAUAAUGACUUAAUAUAAAGUAAGUUUAGGCAAGCUCUUAACUAUAAAAGGUUUGCAAAACUUUGCACUUUGUAUUUUGCCCCAGUAGAGGUAGAUUUCCACUGUCGCGUUAUUUAUUUUUUGUUUUAUGGGCGUACGCACAAAAAUUUUACUUGCGUAGAUAAAAUAGGUAACCUCGCUCAACUUUUACGUUUACGCGCUACCUUUCGUACAUCUCUUCUGUUAUAUUUACGCACGUUAAUUUUACGUCGUAGGCACGUGGGCAGUGUAAACCACCCAAAGAAAGGAUAAAUAAUUCCUGAUCAAGAUUUUGUUCUUAUUUGUGGUAGAUUCGUGUUGUUUUAUGACAUUCAAUGGUAUUGAUCGCAACAGUGAUUGUGAUUGUGACCCAUGAACGUAGAUUUGCUUUGCAUUUGUAGGUGAAAAAGAAGCUUGGACACUUGCAGCAAGUGACUCUCAUCUUUUUAGGUAAGCUCUUACGGCCAGUUGCGAUUGGUCAAGAACGUGCUGCGAUUUUAGUGACGCAAAGUCAAAGCAAUUACGAUACUUCAAUACCGCUCUAGGGAUCGCAUUGAAAAAUCCUUAAACAUUCUUUUGUUGGCGUUUUUUCUUAGAGCGGAGUUGACAGCAGUACAAAGUUCUGUCCUUCAACAAGAAUUAGAUUCCUGUCGACUUUUGUUGGAAGAGGAACCUAACAAUAAAUGUAAGUGCAAUUUAAGUCCUAGAACUUGUUGUCGGUACUUUUUUCAAGGGUCGCACAGUACUUCAUGAGUCCAGUUUACUGAGUACGUUUGGUUGUGUUUGUUUUUUUGUAAUAGGACAAUUGGCGUUUAACACUACGCGUUUUUGCGAGGAAAGAGUACAACGUGAGACCAAUUAAUUGAAUAUAUUGUCGAUGUUGUUCUUUUUGUAAUCCAACAAAAAGGCGUUUUGCAUUCCAUCGACCUCUUUUGAACAAUGAACACGUGCAUGCAGCUGCCAUCUUUGAGUUUUAACACAGAGGACGACUGGAGAAAGAAGGGCGGAUGAGCUUCUUGUAGCAUUCAACUUAAAGGAUAUAAAACCAGAUCCGGAAACACUGUCGGUUAGGGUCAAUCACUCAACCAACAGCCAGAACUGUACUUCAACCAAAUUUCUGGACAUUUUUCAUUAUCGUUAACCUGAGAAAACAACGGUCGAUUCUGCAGAAAUGCCAUACUGAUGACGUGUCACUACCCAGAUCUGGGUAUUGUUCUUAUUGGUUAAAAGUUUGCUUCAUCCAAUCACGCAGAUUGAAGUAUUGUAGCAUCAUCGGUAUGAAGUUUCUGCGGUCGUUCCUCAGACGUAAUUUCCCGGAGAAACUAGUGGCGACCUCACAAAGUGCCGGCCUUUUUCUCUCGCUACACUACUAUGAAUAUUAAAAAUGGUACCCUGCUCAGCAGUCGAAAGUGGGAAAACUACAAUCGUUGGGAUAGGUGUGGGAUGGGUUUAAGACUGAAAGAACGAAGGCUGGUGGGGAUUGUGGUGGACAUAGCCAGUGUAAAUUCUAGUCUUGCGCGUGCGCCCAAGAAGCUCUUGCAAUGCGAUUUGGUGUAAAUUAAUUUUGGUAUUUCCCCUUUGUUUUAAAUUUUUAGGGACAAUGUUAACAAUGGUACUGCUGAUGCGUGCUUUAGAUCCGCUCAAACUCGAACAGGGAACAGAGACUUAUUUAGAAAGCCUUACCCAAGUUGACUGUUACAGGCAGGGCUACUACGAAGACCUUAGUACGUUUAGUUAAAUUAACUGUUUGUCGACUAGACAGAAAAAUGUUUUUAUGUUAACUUAUUGUCAGGUCUUUUGUGUUAAUCUUUCACUGUGUUAUCGGUGUUUGAAGUACGUAAUGACUGACUGACUGACUGACCAUCAAUAUGUAAACCACACAAAAAAAUCCAUUGAUUUGCACUCUAGAAGGAAACAAACGUCCAGGCUGACUGACUAACUGACUCAGUAACUGAACGACUUGCUGACUAACUGACUGACUGACUUACUGAUUGACUAACUAAUCAAUUAGGUGAAUGAUCGACUAACAGCCUGACUGACUGACUGAUUGAUUGACAUACAUUUGUAUUUGUAGGUUGUUAGGCUAAGAAAGUGACUGACUAUACCUACCUGGACGUCUAACAAGCUUAGUUUCUAGAGACGUUGUGGUGUUGCAUUGAGGAAUUCGAAAGUGAGCCCUUCAUAAGAAAGUUGGAAUCAUCAGCUUGUAAUACUUGUUACGGUGGCCAAUUUAUAUUAACUCAGUCGUUAAUGAAAAUCGACUGAGUUAUUAUUUGCCGUCGAAUUCGUUAACUUUUCCGUCUGUUUCUUGUUAGGACGAAAAUUCCGAGUAGAAAACGCUAUAGAGAGGCACAGCUUAGUGAAGGUUUGGAACUCAAUACCCGUUUUAUUAAUGCCACGUUAAGUUUUGUUCAUUUGUUUGAUGGUUAAGCUUUCUAUUCAAUAUCCAACUUAUGAUCUCAAGUGCAGUCAACAAAUGUGGUAUUACCCAACCCAACUUACGUCAGCUUCAAAUUGUGUUGUGUUUAUAAAAAAAAAAACGAAUUAAUGCAAGGAGAAAUGUUGUUUAGCAAUAGUGGCAUUGAUAGCAUCUGCAGUCUUAGCUGAGAGGAAACGUUUAGAUGUAGGUAUAUUACUACUACAUUCAAAACCCAUGAUAGGUUUCUGAAGCAAUUGGUUUGAUUAAGCAAAAGGAUAUUGCAAAACCUGGUUUUCACAAGUUUCAGAAAACUAUACGGGGCUUAACCGUCUUUUCUGCUGGAAACUUUAAUACUACACAAGAACACAGUAUUUCUUGAUCAUCUACAGUGUACUGACUAAGUUUGAUGUAAUCAAGUGUGAGAGUGUAUGUUGCUCAUUUAUAAUAAAGAUUUUCUUAACAGCCUGCGCAACACUCCUUGAGCAAAAUCAGAGACCACUAAUUUCUUGUACAGUCGAAUCCCGGUAACUCGAACCCUCUAUAGCUCGAACCUCUCGCUAACUCGACGCAAGUUACAUUUCCGUUCAGGUCGUUUUCUAUAUAAUUUACCCUCGAUAAGACAGACGCCCGAUAACUCGAACUUUUUUCUAUUUUCCUUGAAGAUUCGAAUUAUCAGGAGUCGACUGUAAUUAUAUUAGAGACCGCUAAUUUCUUUUUUGCAACUCUUCUCCUUGUAUUCCAGGAUGGAGGAAGCAGAAGUAUUGAUCUCUCCAACAUGGUCAGUACAUUGUCGUCCAACAAUUGCGAGAGUAGUAUGGAACAGACCGAUUAGGCCUUUUUUGGUGUGUGCCAGAAAAAGCUAUUUUGCCUUCGCCUCAUAUGUGCCCCUGACUUUAGAGAUCGGCGCGGCACAGUCUCACUUGCUGAAAAAAAUCACGUCUAGAUCAUCUUUCUUGUGUGUGAACAGAAGCCCUAUCCGGUAUCGUCACAAAAGCUAUCCGGUAUAAUGUGAACGCAGCUUACGUUGUCUGCAAUGGACAAUGAAAACAGCAGGGAAUAGAACUUGUAUAAGUACGCUACGGUUCAGUGAUUUUCACGUCGCAGGUGGCUUCAUGACUGAAAAAAGUUUAAUUUGAAAAUACACUAUGGCAUCAAUGGUGUAAAACCUGUCAAACCGGUCAAACCUUCUUACAAUAGUACAGGACUCAAUAUUAAUUAGAUUACUCCGCAUUUUAUUCUUGCCAUAAUGACAAAGGGCUAUGACGUCAUCCGGCGUUAAUGUUUUCCUGCGCAAAAAGUGCGGUCUAAACGGUGCCUACUAUACUGCUUACCAGUACCCUGCGAGCAGAGGCUGUGCGAGCCGGCGUGCGAAAAGUAGGCGAAAAUGUAACCUCUGCUCGCAGGGUAGCUUACCAGCAGCUGUUUAAAAUUAACUUUAAACGUUUCAAAGUCAGUCAAGGAGAGAGGCCGCAGUAAAGUAGUUGAUUUAUGCCACUGAAACCGGUGAAAUCUGACCCUGGGCCAUCUGUGAAUUAAUUGCGACGUCACCUUGAGAGUUGAUGAUCCUAAAGCAGCCUUCAAUGGCUUUUAAUUGAGGGUCCACACAAUUUUGAAGGCACCUUGAAUUUGGACUGAUUUACUUUCACUUGUUCUUAUUUUUUCCUUUUUUGUUCCCUUACAGGACUUGACAUUUUUGUCACACAUGGAUCAGCUUGUUCUUAUGAAGGAAGUAAACCUUUCUCAUAAUCAUUUAUCUUCACUGGACGAAUGUAACAUGUUACAAUGCGUAAUAACCCUAGAUGUCAGUAAUAAUGAACUGCAGCAUAUCACCAAAAGACAUGCUUUAAGAAUCAAUAGACUGCAAGAGCUUUCUCUUUCAAAUAACAGUAUCCUUUUUUAAGAGAAGAAAGAAUGUUGUGUUCACACCUGCACGAAUCAUGAUUAGUCUUAUCACAAUUAAGGCGUUCAUCACUUAGUUUUCUCUUCUCGAGACGGUCUUUGGAGCGAAACAUACUCAGUAAGAGCAUGACUUUCGACCUUGAUCGAAACCAAUAGUCCCUUUGCAGCUAGCCUUCCACGUGGUACACACCACCAUGUUGGACUGGAAAAAGACAAACAAAGAAAAUUACCAUUUUAAGCUCUCUAUUGUUUGACCAUGCGGUCGCUUACGGGAGCUCAUUCUAGUAAGCGACCAAGGCUAGUUACAACGACUUUUUCGUAUUUCCGAGGUGGUCGCUUACGUGAGCUUCGACUGUAUUUAAAUCGCUACCAGCUCUGAUAGUCUGCGUUUUGCACAGAGGAAAGAAGGGAAGAUAAGAGACAGAUAGAAGAUGUUGCCUUUCCCCGUCGCUUCCCCCUUCUCUCAAGAGCCCCAUCGUCUCUGCGUUUGCUUAAUUUCCUCUGCUCCGUUUCCCUUUUGAUUGCUUUCUAUAAUGUAUGAGACGCAAGCAUGAGACGCAGUGUUUCAUCACCAGAUGAAACACUGAGAAGAGAAUUGAAAAUACUACGAACUUCGAGGUGUUUCAUCUGGUGAUAAAACACUGUGUCGAACGCUUGAUAUUACUUCUCCAACAAAAUAAUUUUAGAAGGUGAAAUUAAGGACGCGAAAAUGAGCAGUUUUUCAUCUGAUUUCCAAACACUCCUUAAACAUUUAUUUCCUUUACAUUUUCUUGAUUAAUUAUUAAUGCAUUUGAGAAGUAAUUGUUAAGUCUGAUUUGCCCCUUACGCGGCAUGGUGUUAUUGUUUUUAACGCACUUUCCUUGACGCAAUGAAAAGAUAUUUCUGAUUUAGAAGUUUUGAAGACUCUACAACACUGUCCAGUCCUCAGGAAAAUGGACUUGCGUGGAAAUCCUUGCUGUCAAGCACCAGGAUAUAUAGACAAAGUAAAAUCUCUGCUACCGAGUAUUCAAGAGUUAGAUGGAGAGAAGGUUUGACAAGCACAUUAAGACUGUUAGCAAAAUCUCGGUGAAGAGUUUGUUUACUUCGAUCACCCAACAAACUUGUUGGUAAAACUAAGUUUGUAGCAUAAGCAAACCAAAGUCUAGUUUGACAAGUUGAUGCAAUAAGCGGAAUUGCUUUUAUACGAAAACUUACUUCGAAUGACCAUAAUAUGCGAAGGACCUUUACGUCUUUAACAAAAAAUCCAUGCAUCAUUGGUGAUUUUGAUGUAGCGCAUGACUGUGUCUGUUUUUGUCGAAUUGCACCAUGGGACUGUCAAGAGGACGCUGUCACGCAUGACUUAGCAUGACUUAAGGGGACGCUGUCACGCAUGACUGGGUCGGUGUUUUCUGGAAAUACGUUAUGAGACUGUUAAAAAGACGCUGUCACACAUGACUGGGUCGAUGUUGUGUCGAGUCUCACCAUGGGACUGUUAAACGGACGCUGUCACGCAUGACUGGGUUGGUGUUCUCUCGAAUUGCAUUAUGGGGCUACAAAAGAACGCUGUCACACCUGACUGGGUGGGUUUUUUGUCGAAUUGCACUGUGGUACUGUCAAGGGACACUGUCUUGGCCAGUCCAAGUCUUUUCUUCAACUGCAACCUAAAAAUGGCGAGCUGCAAAUGGUCUCAAAAAUUAUUAUCAAAGAAUUACUAUCAUUAGAAUUAUUAAUUAUUAUUAUUAUUCGCUCUAAUUUUUUUACUGCCGGAU